Armigeres subalbatus is the source of this 1845-nucleotide messenger RNA. RefSeq names its product RNA-binding protein spenito-like. The coding region runs from base 1 to 1257 and encodes 418 amino acids. The record is from RefSeq and is a predicted model, not a curated record. The transcript is spliced from 3 exons. NCBI's taxonomy places the organism in Eukaryota, Metazoa, Arthropoda, Insecta, Diptera, Culicidae. Gene Ontology annotation, cellular component: nucleus. Gene Ontology annotation, molecular function: mRNA binding. Gene Ontology annotation, biological process: regulation of alternative mRNA splicing, via spliceosome.
AUGGCUGCUAAUAGCGUACCAAAUGCCAAAUCAGUUGCAAUGGGAAAAGUGACUCCGCGUGAAUUUUUUUCUAGUGGAAAGCGUUCCAUGUCGCUCGAAAUUUGUUUUUCUCCCUCACCUUGUGACGUCGUUUCGGUUCGUUUGUUGUUUGUUCGUUUCGUUACUCAGUUGAAGCGUGAGUUCGACCGUUUUGGUGCCAUCAAAAAGAUCGAAUAUAACAAAGGGGACAACCAGGCCUACAUUCUGUACGAUUCAAUUGAUGCUGCUACGGCUGCUGUGAAGGAAAUGCGUGGAUUCCCGUUAGGGGCACCGGAUCGUCGUAUUCGUAUCGAUUUUGCUGACAACGGAACAACACCAUCGUUCUCAAAGCGCAGUGGAUGUUUUGAGGAAGGCGGUGAGUAUCGUCGCGCCCCCGACUACGAAUAUCCGGAAGGUGGUGCAUCAUACGAGGAAAAUUCAUUGUACGGCUAUGGUGGAAGACCGUUCCGCGGCAGAGGAGGAUUCCGCGGGCGUGGUGGUUUCCGUGGCAGUUUUCAUAGUGAUGGCCCACCGCACCACGGGGACAAUGAUGAAUGGCGUCGAUCAGGAGCCGAUGGCGAAUAUGAUUCACGCCGUCGUUCUGGAUCACGUGAACCAGGAAUCGAUAGAUCUCGCUCCCGUUCACCGAGGCGACGCAGUCCGGCUGAUUCGGAUUCUGAUUCGUCUUCUCAUAGGAAUGGCAUGUUAUCGAAUGCAAGAACGUUACCAGAAGUCGCACGGAAAUCUACCACAUUCUGGCAAGGGGCGCUGAUUUUGAAGAGUUCACUAUUCCCCGCCAAGUUGCACCUAACGGACGGAAACAACGAAAUAGUGGACAGCCUGAUGAAGGACGAGGAAGGUAAACACCACCUUCGUAUUACUCAGCGACUACGCCUCGAUCAACCCAAGUUGGAAGAUGUGCAGAAGCGCAUAUCGACGUCAUCGUCGCACGCAAUCUUCCUCGGCCUGCCGGGAUCGACGUCAUCGGUAGCAUCGUCGGAUGAUGCCAGCGUUCAGACGCGUCCACUGCGUAAUCUCGUGUCCUACUUGAAGCAGAAAGAAGCGGCCGGCGUUAUAUCCUUACUCAAUAAGGAAACGGAAGCAACCGGUGUGCUCUACUCAUUCCCGCCAAGCGAUUUUUCGACAGAAUUGUUGAAACGAACAUGUCACAACCUCACCGAGGAGGGACUGAAGGAAGACCAUCUGGUAAUCGUGGUGGUCCGAGGAGGAACCGCCUGAGUUGCGGAUGAGGGCGCAGAUAACACAUAAGGUCAAUAAUUGCUGGUGAUGACGAGGCUUCAACGCUGGCGUUUGCCAUAAAGACAGCAUUGCCAGCGGACGUUAAUGUAGCUGCUCCAUAGCAUUAAUCGCAUCUCUUGAUCUCCAACCGGGUUCUCGAGUGCUGCGAUUCGUGAUUGGGCUUGAAUUACGGUGAUAGUCGUCCUUGUUGGUAGUAUCUUGGAUCGGACCCGAUGAUCUUGAGAAGCUUGACCAGAUCACGCAGCAGAUUUCGGAUUCGAUUCGCGGUUACUUAACUGGGAUUACUGAUCCACAUCUACGUCAACUAGCUGGAUUGGCAGGUUAUGAGUGAGUGCAACAUCCUGAGUGCAACAACUUUUCGGUAGUGACUUUGGUUUUGGUUCCGUGUUGAGGCACAAGAAAGUUCAAGUUCCGGAGGAAAUGGGCCACGCGCAACUCAUGUGGAUAAGGAACGUGCGCGCCUGGAGACCGCCUGUCCAGCUGUUUUCACGUACGGCCACAAUUCCUUCCUUGACCUGAAAACAGUUUUUAUUAAUAAUAAACCAAUAAAUCAUUAAUUUCAAAUUA